Saccharomyces cerevisiae S288C is the source of this 1398-nucleotide messenger RNA. It is a transcript of the gene MFB1, whose product is annotated as Mfb1p. The coding region runs from base 1 to 1398 and encodes 465 amino acids. NCBI's taxonomy places the organism in Eukaryota, Fungi, Ascomycota, Saccharomycetes, Saccharomycetales, Saccharomycetaceae. The record is from RefSeq and is marked reviewed. The transcript has a single exon. Gene Ontology annotation, cellular component: mitochondrion.
AUGACAUUAUUUUCUUGUAGUGUACAGAUGCCGCUGGAGGAAAGGUCCCUGACAAACUUACCAUUAAACCUAUUGUUCCGAAUAUUGUCUCACCUGGAUAUGAAUGAUUUACAAAACAUAGGGAAAACUUGCACCUUGCUAAGGAUGCUGGCGAAUGAGAACAUUGUUUACAGAAAUGCUGUUAUCGGCUCAAACGGGAAUAUGUGGUGGACAAAAAAUGUUCUUGUUGAUGUCUUUGAUGUUUUGAAUUUUAAUAGAAAGGCAAUGAAAACCUUAAAUAGUCACAACAUAUCCCUGGUCGCAUCAUUAAGAAAUGUUCAGCGGAAAUAUAAACUAGGCGUUAUUGAUCCGGCUAGAAAGACAAUAAGUUAUAGAACAAAUGAAGUUGAGAGCAAAGAAAAGGGCUCUGUGAAAGAUUUAAAUAUGGAUUUGAACGAACCUACAGAAAUAACAAGGGAGCAAAUCGCUCAUACUGCAAUACUACAAGGAAUGAAUCAAUUCAUCGAACUCAAUGAUAAAGCAUUUAGGACCCAUUCAGCGGAUUCUGAUGAUACAUACAUAGAGGAGAAUAAUGGAGAAAUACAUUCUCUCCACGGAUUGGAAAAAAAUACAACAUUUGAAGAAGACUUAGUCAAAAAGCCACCUUUUAUCCCUUCUCCGACAUUUUCUAAUUAUUCUAGAAGUUCAACAAAUUCUGUAUUUUCAAGUUCAUCGCCCAAACUACUGGACGAUGAUUGGAAUAAUAUUACAAUGGAUUUCACUAAGUCACGAGAUCCUGAUUAUAAAGAGAUGACGCCUACAUCUACUGAAUCGUCUGACUCAAUCACAAGAUUGAGAAAAUCUAAUAAAGUCAAGGAUAAAGCCGAACUUUUUGAGAAGUUAAUUUUUAGAGAUAGCAGACCAUUAAAAACAAAGAAAAAGGACAAUCCAAGAUUGAAAUUAUCCAGUUCGUUAAGUGCUAAUGACGAAGAUUUUAGGAAAAUCAUAAGUCCCCCUUCUGACAUACUACCGAAAGUUGGCAGAAGGAGCGUCUCAAGAGGUUAUUUAGAGGAGAUUGAAAGGCAUUAUCCCGAUUUUAACGGUGAAACAACUAAUCCUCUAGCAAUUAAAAGAGUCAACAGUACAAAGAUAGCAAAUUAUGAACAAUUAAUUAUAAAAGAAAAUAGCUCGAACUGUAAAGGAAUAACAGAGAAAAAUGAUGAAAAUAAAUUUCAAAGAAGUCACACUUCCCCAGUAAUAGAAUUAUCCAAACCUCAUCAAAGAAGCAAAUUAAAGGCGGUUGUUACAGACGGUAAUAAGAUAUGCUAUCGCAAAAUCGAAUUGGAUAACCCUAGUGGGUCGAAUACGAAUGAUCAUGUAAUCAAACGGCUUGACGCUAAUACCGAUUUUAAUAUAUAA